AUGGGUUCAAAGGCAGUAGCUAGGCGUGAAAUAGAGGCGUCUUUAAAACUAAGUGCCAGUAAAGCCUCUGUUUUAUGGUACAAGAAAACUGUCUUCAAACGGCUUUUGAGGGAGUUAAUUGAAAUUUGGCCUGUGACUCCAGAAGAUAUCGAAACUCAGAAUGUCAAAGAUAAAAGUUUGAAAACGCUGCGCAGUGUCCAUGCUUGUCAAGUGUGUGUAUGGGUGACGAUAAGUAGCGAUCUCUUAUUUUCGGGGUUUGCAAGUCACAUUGUUUUAUUACUUCGCAUUCUUCAAGAUCGGCUUAAAAACCUCACCGUUACUGGUAAAAGCGAGACAGAGUAUCAUCAAAGAAUUGUGGAAUGUAUCAAACUUCAUCAACGCCUUAUAAGAUAUUGCAAGGACAUUGGUGAAGCAUUUUCCUUUGUGAACUUAGUAAAUAUAGUCCUCAGUUCUAUCAAUAUUUGUUGCGUUGUUUUCACAAUAUUGCUUUUAGAACCUCUCGUGGCGGUAAGCAAUAAACUUUUCCUAAUGUCUGCCUUAACUCAAGUGGGUAUACUGUGCUGGUACGGCCACGACAUUAUUCAUGCGAAACUUAAAAGUGGAGGGCCCUGGACGGCAGCCCCGGAUGCCCUGCGCGGCCCUGCCACAUGCUACAUUAUAUAA
This is a messenger RNA of Leptosia nina, 663 nucleotides long. NCBI's taxonomy places the organism in Eukaryota, Metazoa, Arthropoda, Insecta, Lepidoptera, Pieridae. The record is from the annotation of a GenBank genome assembly.